AAGGGAUUUUUGAUAUAAAGUAAAAACACCAAAUAAUAUUUUGGUAAUAUGUGAGUUUGUAUCCUUCCCUUGUUUCAGUGCAAUCCAUUGAGAUCAGUAGAUAGCAGUUUAAUAAGGGUAGCCUGCAAUGCAGACCUGAUACAGUGGGCCACAUGUCGCAGCUAAACUUUGAAAUUAGCCUUCGUUGUUAAGUAUGUCAUGCCUUUCAUUCCAAUAGGUGAUAUUCCCCAUCUAUCUCUUGUCCUUUUGUCAAGGUAAAGUGGAGAAGUAUGGGUACAGCUCUAGCUGUGAUGUUAGUAAGGGGUGUUUCAAGUUCUAUUUAUGGUGGAUUUAUUGUUUUAAAAUAUGGAGAUACAGAGUCCUUUGGAAAGGGCUUAAAUUCUUGAGUACUUUGAACUGAACUGGGGAUGGAAGACAUGAACUCAACAUGGGCAGAAUAAGCAGCAAGAUGAGAAAAAAAAUGGUGAGGAUGAGCAGGUGAAAAAUGGUUGAAAAUAAGAAUAAAGUGUUACCUUUGUGGAAAGGCAACUUGCUUUCCUUUUUUUUAUAAAGAAUUUUGUACAAUUGUUUUGAAGUUACAGACAUAUAUAUAGCAUACCUUUUCUUUCUUUUCUUUCCCUUUUUUAUGUAUAGCUGGGCUUUUUAGAAAUAUUAUUCCUGUACUGAAACAGGAGGUAAUCCUAAUUUGCUCUGUUUGCUUGUUUUCCUAGUUUUUCUGUUGUGUGCAUUAUUAUGCAAGAAAGUCUCCUGUCUUUCCUUUUAAUAGAUUGCUUUGAAAUAUGCAAUUUUAUGUCUUGCUUUCUAUGGAUUAAGUUAUGUGCAAGGAAAACAGGAUAACAAUGAGGAAGAAAACAUAGGAAGAAAAGUAAUUUGUCCUGCAUAUAUCUAUGUACAUAUAGUAUUUGAGUAAGUAUGUGCACAGAUAGGUUUUGUUUGGAAAUCUUUGGACAGUUUGAAUUGAGUGUCUAGUAAUAAUGUAUAGGAGUAGAAUCUGGGUUAUUUAACACUGAGAAGUAUUGUUAUUUUAGGGGGGGAAGCACACUUACUGGUAUCAGUUUUAAUGUAUUUGUGCUAAUUAGUUUUUAGUACAUCUAUGUAUCUUGCAAAAAUGAAUCUGAAAGGGGAGGAGGGUAGCUUUGCAAAUAUAGUAAAGCACUGAGAACUCAGUAAGCUCGUUGUUAGAACAUAGAAACUUAUACAAUUUUAAAUAUUUUUUUUAAAUUGUUUUAUAAAAUAGUUUCUUGCACUUUACCUGCUGGCAUUUCAAUUUGGUAGAUAACAUCUGAACUCCAGCAGAGUUUUAUAAUCCCCACGUGCUUAAAUAUACUAAAUGUUCUUUUUCCAUUAAGGUUAAUGUUCGUGAAGAGAUUGAAGAGUUUUUUCCAAGAAUGUGGAAGAUAAAUCAAGAUAAAAGAAGGCUAAUGAAAAGUAUUAAAGAUCAGAAAAUUAAAAUUGAAUGGGGGAAAAAAUUGAACAGAAGAUUGGUCAGAUAGAAGCACUUGAAUGUUUUUUUAAGGCUAUAAUGAAUUGUUUGAAUUGGGGAAGAAUACACGAAGUAUGAAAAAUGAAAAACUCAAUGAAGAAUGAAGAAAAGUAGAAAGCAAGAGUGAAGUAGAAUUAAAAGAAUCUGGAAGAAUGAAUGGGUCCUAGGUUAAGUAAAUGAGUCUCGCUCCCAGUCAAAAUCCCCAGCUGGGAGUCCUGCUCGUGUAAAAUCGGAGAGCAGGUCAGGAUCUCGCAGUCCAUCGAGGGCUUCCAAACAUUCUGAAUCGCACUCUAGAUCAAGAUCAAAAUCAAGAUCCAGGUCCAGAAGGCAUUCGCACAGACGUUACACUCGAUCCAGAUCCCAUUCCCAUUCUCAUUCCCAUAGGAGACGUUCUCGAAGCAGAUCAUACACACCAGAGUACCGUCGUCGAAGGAGCCGUAGUCAUUCUCCCAUGUCCAACAGGAGAAGGCACACUGGCAGCAGAGCUAAUCCAGAUCCAAAUACUUGUCUUGGAGUGUUUGGUCUCAGUUUGUAUACCACCGAGAGAGAUUUGCGUGAAGUCUUUUCCCGUUAUGGACCUUUGACUGGAGUCAACGUGGUUUAUGAUCAGCGGACUGGACGAUCCAGAGGAUUUGCUUUUGUUUAUUUUGAGCGAAUUGAUGAUUCUAAAGAGGCAAUGGAGCACGCGAACGGCAUGGAGCUGGAUGGCAGGAGGAUCCGCGUGGAUUACUCCAUCACCAAGAGAGCCCAUACACCCACUCCAGGCAUCUACAUGGGCAGACCAACCCACAGCGGAGGAGGAGGUGGUGGAGGAGCAGGUCGUCGCCGUGACUCUUACUACGAUAGAGGCUAUGACAGAGGAUAUGACAGAUAUGAAGAAUAUGACUACAGAUACAGGAGACGAUCUCCGUCACCUUAUUAUAGUCGAUACCGAUCACGAUCAAGAUCCCGCUCCUAUAGUCCAAGGCGCUACUGAACGUCAGAAGAGUUAGCGAGGACGUGAUUUUUAAAUAUAAAGUUCAGAUCUUAGCUACCCUUCUGCCUCCUCUCCUGUUCUUCCUUUCCUUGUCCAGUUCUUUUACGGAUCUUUGGUUCAUUUAGAGUAUACAUAUUUUCAGUUGAAGUAUUCCCGUUUUCCAUCCCCCUUUAUUGUAAUACUCUUAAAUAUUGUAAUUGUUGUAGUUUUGUGUAGUAAAACAUCCUAAGCAAAAUAAAUGGAAACCCCAAGGUGUUGAUACAUUCUGGAAGUCAUUCUGAUUUUGUUUUUAAAACAAUUGGACUCUGGCUAAUCAAAAGAGCAGAAAGGAUUGAUAWUUUUAAAGCUUGCAUGUCAUGUAAUAUGCACACUCAGAUACUUUAUUAUAAACCUGCAUUUUGAAGUAACUCAUUAAUCUUUCUGUUGAGAUGUUUACUUUGAGAAACAAGUAACAACUGUUGAGCCUUUUCUGUAAUGACAGGUUUAUUUAGGUAGUCAUGAACCAGAGGAUCCUUUUGUCAAGUAGUUGCUUUGAAUGUAGAAUAUUUGAGCUAGAGCGAAACUUGAUAUUUGGUUGACUGGGAAAAUAGGUUCUUGUACACUGAAAAUUGAGACUGUUUUCUACAUAAGCUUCCAGACCGCCACACAGCGGAUAGCAUUUGAAGUUAAAACUUUUU
This is a messenger RNA of Nothoprocta perdicaria, 3136 nucleotides long. RefSeq names its product transformer 2 alpha homolog (gene TRA2A). The record is from RefSeq and is a predicted model, not a curated record. The coding region runs from base 1935 to 2459 and encodes 174 amino acids. Gene Ontology annotation, biological process: positive regulation of mRNA splicing, via spliceosome. The transcript is spliced from 8 exons. Gene Ontology annotation, molecular function: RNA binding. NCBI's taxonomy places the organism in Eukaryota, Metazoa, Chordata, Aves, Tinamiformes, Tinamidae. Gene Ontology annotation, cellular component: spliceosomal complex.